UUUUUUAGUCUAUUAUCAAAAAUGAAAAUGGCAGAAACCGAUUGACAUGUCUGCGAUUUUCGUAGUUUAUUUUUGGGUACAAUAAUUACUGCCUUUGUACUUUUUUGGAGUGCUAAUGUGUUACUUUAUAAAGCAUUACAUUUAUUAACCGUGCGUAUAAAUUAAGUAAUACUAAGCUAAACAUGACGCAGUAUGUUGCAAUUCUUUGAAAGAAAAAUAACUUUGGCAUAAUGAUAACAAAAGAUGUAAAAAAAUCAACCUUGUAUCGCUACGAGUUCGUUUUCGUCACAUGUGUAACGUAGAGAUUAACGAGUCAUGAUUAUUGGCGGCCGCGAAAGUGCGAGAAAGCAUACGUAACUGGUGCAAAAGUGGUUUCAGUGAUUGUGACGUCACGUACUCGAAAAUACGCUGUUUGGUGUGUAAAUAAGUGUCGUCCGGAUGCGCGGCGGCUCGCGCGCGCUCUCCGGUGUCCUGGGCAGGGCACAAUUCGCGGCGUGAAGCUCCGCGAGGAUGGGCGGCGAUGUCUGCCCCGACCGAGAGCGCCGCCAGCCUCUCUCCGUGUGCUUGCACUAACAUAUCGCUUAUGCAAUUGUUCCACGAGCUCAAGCAGAAGUUCCCGAGCGUACCCGACCAUGUUGUGUCUAGCACCAUCGAGCUGUACUGCCACGACAAGCAAGCCUGUGAGACGCAACUGCACAGCGAAGUCAAGGCCUCCCUAACGCACGCGUACCACGCGUCGUCGUCCGCCGCCGCGCGCCACCACGAACACAAGCUCAGCACCCCGGCCAAGUGCCGGAACCAGCCUAUAUUUAAGCAUGAGGCCCCUAAACUAACUGCCAUUAACGCUGUCCCUUGCCAAGCACCUCAAACAGCUGUACUAAGCACAUGCAUUACAGAUGAGAAUGAAAACAAUAAGGUAAACACCGACGCUAAUCAAAAUGUUGUUGAACCUAAAACCUUUAUCAAAGAGGAAAUUGUCAACAAUUCCUCUCCAGUCACCGUCAUAAACAUUGACAACUGUUAUGCAAAGUACAGUGCUGAAUCACCAAGUGACUUGGAGUUGACAAACGUAACACCUAAAGAACAAGUUAGUACACCUCAGUCUAACCCACCUGAGCCAGAGAGCACAAACUAUAGGAUACUUAAAAGUAACAAAGUAAGAUGCAAUUUACAUGAGAAAUUAGAGAAAGGUAAAGGCAAGAAAACUAUUAACAAAGAGGAACCGAAAGUGACUAGUAACAAAGAAGAGCCUAAAGUAAAGGAGGAAACCUUGGAAACUGAUUCACCACCACCAAAAGAACCAGUACAGGAGAAACCAAAACGGCCGAACACACUUGAUUUUAUCAAACCAAAUCCAGAUAUUGCAUUUAAGCCCCACGCAGAGAGUGAGCCGUGUAGAUCUGUCUCACCAGCCCCUCCAAAACCCCCAAAAGAACCCCAGGAACCCCCUAAAGAGCCAACUCCUGGGACUUACAGACCUGAAAGAGGGUUCUCAGAGAGACCGGAUCGUUUUCCUGUCAAUGUUUCAGUCAAUGUUAACUGUCAUAUGGAUUAUGGCUACGAUCCAUGGUUAGAAGAUUAUCACAGUCCGAGACCAAUAACAUCGGUUAAUUUAACAGUUUGUACACCAACAUCGAACAUGGCUAGUCCAGUGAGAGAUAGGGAGGAUGAUUUUGAAGGGCAUGUGUUAGUGACGGUGAGCCCUAGUACAGCGCGGGCGCCCCCGCGGCGUCGGGCGCCGCCCCCGCCCGCGCCAGCAGCCGCGCAGGAGCGCCUGGAACCGAGGCCGAUGCGCGCAGCGCCUGCACCACCAGAAUCUUCACAUAUUUCAGACCGUUCCCUCAUCGAGCGUCAGAAAGAACGCCUCGGGCGCCUCGCGCGGGCGCUAGCACAGGAGCGCACCCGCCUCGCGCAGUUGACUCGAGAAGCUCGCGUACUAGCGGCACCUUUACCAUCACCAGCGCAACGACAACAAUUGAGAGAUGAUGUACAACGCUUGAGGGCACAGUGCGAUCAUCUAACCAAGCGUGUAGAGUUGUCUGCGCCGAGUUUAGAGCAAGAAGAGUCCGAUAACUUCUACAACAACAUCUACACGGGGCAGCGGCCGCCGGCCUCGUGGAAGUGCCACAUGUGCACGUUCCUCAACCACCCGCUGCUCGACAAGUGCGAGGAGUGCGACAUGCCGCGCAUCGUCAUAGGUACGUCGCCCGCGCACACCCUCGACUCAGGCUUCGGAUCCUUCCGGGACAAAACUAGGAACAGACAGUUAACUGACGCUACGGACAAUGUGGGCUGUUAAAAAAAAAACAAUUGUGGCCCGGAUGCGAGUCCUUUAAGCCAAAUGUGUCAUGUUUUCUUGAGAAUUUUUAAAGUGUUAGAUUAACUAGCAUGUGCUUGUGACCUGCAUUAACAUUGAAGAUACCAACUAAAGAACAAAUAGUGACUAAAGUGAGUUGGUAUUUUCUUUCCCAGUUUGUGUUGUUACAGUGAAGUGAAGUUUUCUACGAGUGGACUUUUUGCAUGACUUUAAUGUUUUGACUGGAUUAACAUUUAAUUCCUUUUUUAUGUGUAUAUAUUGCUAAGAUUUAUUAUGGGCAGUUUUAGCAGCUGAAGACAGGAAAAGAAUUCGUUUUCCUAGUGAUGGUUAAAGUAUUGAAAGUAUUGUUUAUAAAGGGUUGUUACCAAAAUUAAAUAUUGGGAUAAUAGUGGCCUUUGAAAAAAAAUAAGAAUGAAGACUUAUGGUAACAUUCCAUUUCUGACCGCAGCUGUACUACUGGUACUGAACGCAUCGGUGUUAAUGUCAAUUUCCAUAGUAAAAUGAACGGUAGUGCAGCUGUGAAAAUGGACUGUCACCUUUACUUUUUGAUCAAUGGAUAGGCUUUUGUUUCAUACUAAAUAUUGUUAGAGUCAGAGUAUUUUUUGCUCCCCAAAUAUUUUACACACAAUUUUGACGAAGUGUUUCAACACUUGAUGAUAUUUUUGGCUGUCUGGUAGAUGUUCCCGACUACUGCCAAAUAACCAGAAAUGCCAUCAAAUCGUAAUGAAUUCGUCAAAAAUGUGUCCAAAGAAAUUGACGUUCGAAAUGCCCGUGAUAUCGAUCGUUUUAGGAUUAUGAAACAGCAGCUUAUCUGAAGAUUAAAAUAUCAUCUUUAAUAUGUUUAGAUCUCUUUGUAUGUUAUUAAAAAUAAAUAAAAUAACAAAUUUAUGUAGGCAUAAUUUAAAUACACAGGUAACGCGAAUACAGAGGCCUUCCUACUUAAACUUAUUGUUGAAAACGGAUGAUGUCUAUUUCAAAAAGUUCUUAGUUAAAUGCACUGUCUGUUAGGGUCGCUUUAAUUGUAUAUUAUGGUUAAUAUAUGAAAUUAUACAAAGAUUAUUAGAAUUGUUAGUUUGGUAUCGACGAUAUAUUUAUUGUUUUCGUGUAUAAGUUGACUGAGACAUCACUUCUUAACUUGUCACUGAGACAUCACGAGAUCUCACUUAGACUAUCUGCGCCUUGCCAAAAAGUCUCCUAAAUUAUUUAUUUGUCAGAAGAGUUAUUAUUGCUCAAAUUUAUAUUGCUCAGUUUGCACAAAUUUAAAACUUAAAGUAACGCAACUUUAUCUAAAUGGAGUGGUUCACGCACAAAAAUCUUUAUUGCAAAACUAGUUAAUUCUACAAAAAACACUUAUGUUAGAAAACGUGUAGGAAAAGGCAAAAAUUAAAAAGAAAGUUUGAUAUUGCGCAUUAUGCAACUAUGAAAUUCCGUUCUUAACCUGUUUUAAGGAUAUAAGGACAUACUGUUUACUAAGCCAGUAAAAGUAACGUUUUAAAAUAUAUUUACAAUUUUCCAAAUUAUUUUUUUUACUAUGGAUAAUUUUUUUGAGCGCUCCUAAAUCAGAUUUUAAAGAUGGACUAACGUAGUGACGAUUUUUCCAUUUAGCUACUAAGAUUUUAAUUAAUUUUUACUUUUUAAUGUGAAGCUUAAAAUGUAGCUUACUUCCUGACAUUCAGAAUCUGUGGCCCUAGUGAAAAAGGGUACAAGUCUCACGCAGCUUAGGAGUAAAAGGGCAUAGGUGUUACUUGGAACUUAUACCCAUUUACAACCGCGUUGCCCGAGACUUAUACCUUUUUUCACUAAGGACACAGAAAUAGUUUUUAUUAAAUGUCAAAAAUAUAUUGUUUCUUAUAUUUAACUGUGAUAGAAGUAGGACUUUAUGUCGUAAGGGAGCGGUUUAUCGCGACAACGCUUUAUCGUCGCCUAUACGUGACAAAAAGGUACUUAAUAAGAUAAAGACAAUAAUUCGGAGAAUUGUGUGUGCAAUAUCGAGUUGUCACGUAUUAAAGUGAUUCAGUUUGGAAACAGUAUGACGUUGAAAUGAAAUAAAACUUAGGGUUUCAAUAGGUAUGUAUAAUCUAGGCAUCUAUGUUUGAAGUUUGAACACAUUUUUUAUGCCGUGUGAAUACAUAAGGUGGUGACUGAUAACAUAUGCCGAGCUUUAGAAUCGUGAUGAUAAUAAUCGAUGUAUUUCUAUGCAAUACGUAUUGCAAAGUUUUGAGAUUUUAAGUACUUAUUGCGGUUAUAUUUUGUUGUAGGAAUUCUAACCACCAUAGGUGAUAUCUAUUGGCAUACCAUACAGGUUUGGUGACAUUAUAACUUUAUUUUUUACUACUUUUUCCACUUUUAAAUUUAUUCUAAGCUUAAUAGCAUCGUUCGCAGGGGUUUGUGCUUGUUAAAAAUUAAAUUAUGAUUUUUUAAAUCAGACAUCAGAUAAUAUUUAGUAAGUUAUUAAAUAUAUCCAACUUUGCCUUACUAGUCUAGAUUUAGCAUAGAUUUGUAACAUAUCGUUAAUAUAACUCCACUGAUAUCAAUUCAAGGAACUUGACUUAUAAGCAUUUAAUCGCCUUGGACAAAACAACAUAGAAGAUAACUAUAAUAUUUUUUAAAGGUGACAUGAUGCCAUACUUUGCGGGCUGAAUAUGUUCGGUUGAUAAAAUAUAGAAGUUUAUGUAAAACCAAUUUCCAUAGUAAUUUCGGGGUUCAUCUCAUCUUAAAUUAAAAGUCAUCCAAUAGUACCGUGACGACUGAGUCAUAAAGAUGACUGCUCGAAAAAGCCCUAUCACAAAAGACGAAAGCUACUUGAAUCACAAUUAGGCUAUGAAGACGGUGAUAGAUAAAGUACGUUGGUCCGCCGGACCUAUUUACAAUAACUUGUCAACCCUAUCAUCGCUAUAGACGUGAUAUAAUGACAUUGAAGACCUAGGUAUAAUAGACAUACACCCAAGGCCAAAAGUAUGGAAACAACGUUGUUUUCUUUAAUGUCUCAUGUAUCUAUCUUUGUUGUAUAUUUGUAUCCUAAAAUUUGCAUUGGGCAACCCCAAAAUAUUAAAAAUUCCCGCUACAUAUCAAAAUAUCCUAAAAUAUUGUCGAAAAGAAAAAAAAAGUUAAGACAAAGAUGAUAGUUGAGACAGUCUUUUCAAAAGGGCUUAUUUCUCUCUGGACACCAUACAAAAAUCCUCCUCUCCAUCAUAGCCAGCAUUUGAGUAAUUUACUAUUCAAAUGUUCUAUUAUUAAUUUUACCAUAUUGUUUUCAAUUCGUCAAUGAAUAAUAUAAAAUCAAACUUUUCUAUCAAAGUAUAAGCUUGUUUUCAUACUUUUGGCCUUGGGUGUAAAGUUGUCAGUCUUGUCUGUGAAAAAAGGUACUAUUUAACUUUAUUGCAAGCUUGUGUAAUGUUUACAAUAAUAUCAACAUACCAACACCAUUUAGUAUGCAUCAGCACUUUUAUUGAACUUUUACAAAUAAAUAUUUACAAUUAGAGAUUUCAUAAGAGAUUGGCAGUUUGCUCUAGAAUUAAUCUUCAACACUUAAUAUCACAAUAAUUUAAGAAAAGUGUGUAAUGUUAUUGUAGUAGCUUUUCUAUGCAAUAUUUUUUUACACAAUUAAUAAUAAAAUAAGCAUAUAAUAUUGUAGGCUAAAUUGUUGAUUUGUUAUUAUUUCGUAGGUUCAAAUGUGUUAUAUAUUAAUUAUUGUCAUGUUUAGUCUGGAAUAAAUUUAAUUAUGUGAUCAAUGAAUUUAUGUAUAUUGAGAAUAAAUGAUUACUUUUAAAA
Molecule: messenger RNA, 6088 nt
Organism: Cydia fagiglandana
Lineage: Eukaryota; Metazoa; Arthropoda; Insecta; Lepidoptera; Tortricidae
Gene: Tab2
Product: proteoglycan 4
Exons: 3
Coding region: 521-2299 (592 amino acids)
Source: RefSeq, a predicted model, not a curated record